This is a messenger RNA of Oryza sativa Japonica Group (Japanese rice), 1164 nucleotides long. Its product is annotated as anthranilate O-methyltransferase 1. The record is from RefSeq and is a predicted model, not a curated record. Lineage: Eukaryota; Viridiplantae; Streptophyta; Magnoliopsida; Poales; Poaceae. Gene Ontology annotation, biological process: methylation. Gene Ontology annotation, molecular function: S-adenosylmethionine-dependent methyltransferase activity.
AUGAAGAUCGAGCGUGAUUUCCACAUGACGAAUGAUGGGGAUGAUGAGUUCAGCUAUGCCAAGAACUCUAUGAUGCAGAGAAAAGCUAUUCUAGCUGCCAAGCCAACAGUCAAGGAAGCCAUAAGCAAAGUGUGCACAGAUCUUCAUCCUCAAUCGAUGGUCAUUGCUGACCUAGGUUGCUCCUUCGGUGCAAACACACUCCUUUUUGUCUCCGAUGCAAUCACCACAAUAGGCGAAAACCCUAACAAUACUAUCGGGGAGAGACCGAAGGAGAUCCAAUUCUUUCUCAAUGACCUACCUGGCAAUGAUUUCAAUAAUAUCUUUCAAUCACUGGAGCAGUUUGAGCAGUCGACAACAAAAAAUUGCACUUCUAGAGGGUUGCAAUCUCCUCCACACUAUGUCGUAGGUCUGCCAGGCUCCUUCUACACCAGACUCUUUCCUUGUAACAGCGUCCAUCUCUUCCAUUCCUCCAUGAGCCUCAUGUGGCUCUCUCAGGUCCCCGAGAACCUUGAUGGCAUCAUGAAUGAAGCGAACAUUCACAUAGGGUUGACUACACCGCCAUUGGUGAUAAAGCUCUACCAAAAUCAAUUCAAGAAGGACUUCUCACGGUUCCUACAAAUGCGGUGCAAAGAGAUUGUGCCUGGAGGUCGGAUGGUGCUGACGAUGCUAGGGAGGAAUAGCACAGAUGUAUUCAGUGCAGGAGGGACGACCAUGGCAUUCGAGUUGCUUUCACAAGGGCUGCAAACUCUAGUUGCAGAGGACUGUGUUGAGAAGGAGAAGCUGGACUCCUUCAACUUGCCAUUGUACUGCCCUUCGGUUGAUGAGCUAAAGGAGCUAGUGUGGCAGAAUGAGCUGCUUGACAUCACCGACAUCCGGCUCUUCGAGAUUAACGGGAACCCCAAUGGCGGCUCAGAUCAGUCAGCAGAGGAUGCUGCUGCUGCACCUGUCAUCAUCCAUGGUGCCGCUGCCGCUGAGGCCGCCGGCAAGACCAUCUCUACGAGCCUGAGGGCGGUGAAGGAGCCCCUGAUCGCGAGUCAUUUCGGAGAGUCCAUACUUGACAAGCUCUUCGCGGUGUUUGCUCGCUAUUUUACCAACUGUAUUGAGAGUGAGGUUGAGAAGAGCCCUGUGCCAGUCAUCACAUUGUCCUUGCAGCCAAAACACUAA